Sphenostylis stenocarpa is the source of this 906-nucleotide messenger RNA. NCBI's taxonomy places the organism in Eukaryota, Viridiplantae, Streptophyta, Magnoliopsida, Fabales, Fabaceae. The record is from the annotation of a GenBank genome assembly.
AUGCUAUACACCUCGAAGAUAAAGAUCGGUGGACUGACAGAACCGCUGAGCGGAUCCCAAUCCGCCCAGCGGAUAUUAUUCCGCUUAGCGGGCACCAUUCCGCUUAGCAGAUUUGUCACAGUAAGUCUUCAAGAAAGGAAAGGAGAAGUCUCCUCCUCCAGAUCCAGGCCAGCUCGAAGUCCUCCUCAUGAAGAACCUGAGGAAAUGGACGAAGGAGAAGAAUUGUUGGGUCGGCUGGAUCGUCACAAAUUCUUAAACCGGGCCAAACAACAUCGCUUUAUAGAGCUGGAAACUAGGAGUUUUCUUUGUGAAAGAAGAGUCGAACUGGGACAAGGAGAAGAAGACGGACACUCAGAGAGAAUUUCAUGGGUAAGAGGUCAUAGAAUUAGAUAUGAUAGGGACGCAAUUAACACCUACUUAGGAAAUCCCUACACAUAUGAUCCGGGAGACUGCUAUAGACACCUGACCAGAAGCCACCAACUUAGGGCACCCACCAUCACUGUGGAUCUAUGCAAACCAGGUCACACUGACGAGGUUGGUAUAACUGGGAAACCUAUCCACAUACUCCGGUCGAGCUUGAAGACAGUGGCCCAAAUCUGCGUCAAUUUUGUCCUAGCCAAUGUCACACCCAAUACUCUUGAUGAUCAGUUCCAAGGUGGACCUGAGUCAGUCUCAUCAACAUAUGGCAAUCCUAUUAACUCUGAUAUGCAGAAGUCUUCCAAGUUCGAUCCUGAAAGUAGAAAUGACACUGAAACUGUCCUCAUGGGAAAGUCAUUUCAAAAGACUAAACAUAAAUUAGUUUGUGUCAUUUCUUUUUCUCUUCUUGCAACAUCUACUCCUCUACUCUGGAUCAACAAUCAGGAUGAAGACCAUUUUCUUGUCCCAAUAAAGAGAGUUAUAGAAUAA